AUGGCGUACAAAGUUGCCAUUUUUCUGGCGACGCUGCUAGUUGGGAGCCUCGGUCUCCCGAAGCCAGAGUUCGACGUCACCGAUUUUUACGGCCACUCGGACCCCACGGGUCGCAUCGUCGGCGGCUCCCCGGCCGCCAGCACCCCCUUUAUGGUGGCCCUCUCCAGCGGUCUGCUGGUGCGCAACUUCCUCUGCGGCGGCUCCCUGGUCGGCGCGCGCAGCGUCCUCACCGCCGCCCACUGCAUCAACGCGGUCUUCUCGGGCGGAUCGCUUAGCAACACGCUCCGCGUCACCGUCGGCACCAACCGGUGGAACGUCGGCGGGACCAGCUACAACGUCGCGAGGAACAUCUCCCACCCGAACUACGUGCAGGCGACCAUCAAGAACGACAUAGGCCUGCUCAUCACCACCGCUAACGUGGCGCCCUCGAACAGCGUGCGCACCAUCGCGCUGAACUACGACUUCAUCGGCGGCAACGUCGCCUCCAGGGUCACCGGGUGGGGCAGGGUUAGGCAAAACGGGGCGCUUUCCGCGGACCUGCUGCAGCUCCAGAAGAACACGAUAGACGGCGCUCGCUGCGUCAGCGAGGUGGCGCGGGUGGCCAACCAGCUGAACAUCAGGGCGCCCGCCGUGGAGCCCCACAUCGAGCUGUGCACCUUCCACUCCCUCAACCACGGCACCUGCAACGGCGACAGCGGCAGCCCCCUGGUGCGCAUCGACCGCGGCCAGCAGAUAGGCAUCGUCUCCUGGGGCCUGCCGUGCGCCCGCGGUGCGCCAGACAUGUUCGUGAGGGUCAGCGCCUACAGGAGCUGGCUCCAGUCGAACAUCCAA
Iphiclides podalirius (scarce swallowtail) is the source of this 831-nucleotide messenger RNA. NCBI's taxonomy places the organism in Eukaryota, Metazoa, Arthropoda, Insecta, Lepidoptera, Papilionidae. The record is from the annotation of a GenBank genome assembly.